Molecule: messenger RNA, 7639 nt
Organism: Electrophorus electricus (electric eel)
Lineage: Eukaryota; Metazoa; Chordata; Actinopteri; Gymnotiformes; Gymnotidae
Gene: abca3b
Product: ATP-binding cassette, sub-family A (ABC1), member 3b
Biological process (GO): lipid transport; transmembrane transport
Cellular component (GO): intracellular membrane-bounded organelle; membrane
Molecular function (GO): lipid carrier activity; ABC-type transporter activity; ATP hydrolysis activity
Source: RefSeq, a predicted model, not a curated record
UUCACGGCUGCGGCUCGGCACGAUGUCCUCAGCUCGUAGAUGCUAUUCCGAUAUAAUUCACGGUUAACUUUCUUCUGAGCACCUAGUUACGCGAAUGGCGCGCCGCAUGAGUCUGUCGAGGAAGCUCACGUUUUAAUGUCGCUGUCUUAAACGGAAGGUUUUUUACGAAGCCGAUUGAAAGGACAGCUCAUGAAGUUCAUUCACCAGACCUCUGUUGUAAGGUUGUGAAGUUGUAGUCAUCUAAAAUGGCUGUGUUGCGACAGUUUGGAUUACUUCUCUGGAAGAACUACGUUCAGCAAAAGCGUCAGAUCCUGGUCACGCUGGUGGAGAUUGCCCUCCCCCUCCUUUUCUCUGCCAUCCUCAUCGUGUUGAGGCAGAAAGUGUCCUUCACCAACUACCCCAAUGUCACGCACUAUGAGAGCUUCUCGCUGGACGGUCCCCCCUUCCAUCUCCCCAUGGGUCUACAGCUAGCCUACGUGCCGGCCAACUCCAGCGUCGUCCGGCAGGUGGCCGAGGACGUGCAGCUCACCCUGGACAAGGGCUUCAUCGCCGCGGUGCGUGGAUUCGAGACCGAGGAGUACUUUGAGGAAUUUGUGAAGACAGACCCCGAAUCGGGCAAGAUCCUGGCGGCGGUGGUCUUUGAGCACUCCUUCAGCCACGACGACGAGCCUCUGCCCCUGCAGGUGCACUAUCACCUGCGUUUCACAUAUAGUCCCCGAAAUGCUCCCCCCAAGGAGAAGUCAGAGCUCAACCCCAAUAACGACCUGGACUGGCACACGGCCAGCUUGCUCCCGCUCUUCCAGCUGCCCGGACCUCGAGAGCAGCACGAUCCCCAUGGAGGCACCCCAGGUUAUUUCCGAGAGGGCUUCCUGAUGGUGCAGCACGCUGUGGACCGGGCCAUCAUGAAGGCCUACAACAGGACGGCGGCUACCGCCCUCCUCACACAGACGCGAGUGGUGCUGUCGCGCUUCCCCUACCCCGCCUUCAUCUACGACGUCUUCAUCUUGGCCAUCCAGAACCAGCUUCCUCUGCUGCUCGUGCUCAGCUUCACCUACACCUCCCUCAACAUCGUUCGCGCCGUGGUGCAGGAGAAAGAGAAGAAACUGAAGGAAUACAUGAGAAUGAUGGGUCUCAGUAACUGGCUGCACUGGAGUGCCUGGUUCCUCAUGUUCUUUCUCUUCCUCUCCAUCUCCAUCUUCUUCGUCACCUUGCUCUUCUGUGUCAGGGUGAGUCCCAAUGGCGCUGUCCUGACCUACAGUGACCCCACGCUGGUGUUCAUCUUCCUGCUGGUCUUUGCCAUGGCAACCAUCAGCUUCAGCUUCAUGAUCAGCUCCUUCUUCUCCCGCGCUAACGUCGCAGCAGCAGCAGGCGGCUUCAUUUACUUCUUCAGCUACCUGCCGUACCUCUUCCUCUGGCCACGCUAUGACCUCCUGUCCCACUCCCAGAAAGUGUCUGCCUGCCUCAUCUCCAACGUGGCCAUGGCUAUGGGAGCGCAGCUCAUCGGCAUGUUUGAGGGCAAAGGGGUAGGGAUACAAUGGAGCAACCUUUUUGAGGCGGUUACCGUGGACGACGACUUCUCGCUGGCUCAGGUUCUGGCGCUACUGCUGUUAGAUGCCUUGCUGUACAGCCUGGUGACCUGGUACGUGGAGGCCGUCUUCCCCGGCGAGUACGGCGUGCCCCGGCCAUGGUACUUUUUUGUGCUGCCCUCAUACUGGUGCAGCAGCCCGCGGGUCGCCCUGCUGAAGGAGAAGGAGGAAGAGGAGGAUGCAGAGAAGGCGCUGAAGGGCGAGUUCAUCGAAGAGGAGCCAUCUGGACUGGUCUCUGGGGUCAAAAUCAAGCACUUGUCCAAGGUUUUCAGAGUGGGCAACAAGACGAAAGAGGCAGUGAAGGAUCUCACUGUGAACAUGUUUGAGGGCCAGAUCACUGUGCUGCUGGGACACAAUGGAGCUGGGAAAACCACUACGCUGUCUAUGCUGACUGGCUUGUUUCCUCCCAGCGGUGGGCGGGCCUACAUCAACGGCUACGACAUCUGCCAGGACAUGGCCCUGAUCCGUCGCAGCCUGGGCCUGUGCCCCCAGCACGACGUGCUCUUCGACAACCUCACUGUCCGAGAGCACCUGCUCUUCUACACCCAGCUGAAGGGCUACCCCCGUGAGAAGAUUCCGGAUGAGGUGGAUCGGAUCAUCCGAAUUCUAAACCUUGAGGACAAGACGAAUGCGCGGUCCAAGACCCUUUCCGGUGGCAUGAAGCGGAAGCUUUCGAUCGGGAUCGCCCUCAUCGGAGACUCUAAGGUGGUGAUGCUGGAUGAGCCCACAUCAGGUAUGGACCCGUCGGCCCGCCGUGCCACCUGGGACCUGCUGCAGGGUGAGAAGCGUGGCCGCACCAUCCUGCUUACCACGCACUUCAUGGACGAGGCCGACCUGCUGGGCGACCGCAUCGCCAUCAUGGCGGGCGGUGAGCUGCAGUGCUGCGGUUCGCCCCUCUUCCUCAAGAACAAAUACGGUGCUGGCUACCACAUGGUGAUAGUGAAGGAUGCACUGUGCAAUGUAUCGGCGAUCACCCACCUGGUGCACAUGUACGUCCCCAAAGCCACCCUGGAGAGCAGCGCUGGGGCUGAACUCUCCUACAUCCUACCCAAGGAGAGCACCAGCCGAUUUGAGCUCCUGUUUGCUGAGCUUGAGAUGAACAGAGAGGAGUUGGGCAUUGCAAGCUAUGGAGCCUCGGUUACCACCAUGGAAGAGGUUUUCCUUAGGGUAGGGAAGCUGGUUGACUCCAGUCUGGACAUUCAGGCCAUCCAGCUUCCAGCCCUGCAGUACCAGCAUGAGCGCAGGUCACAUGACUGGACAGUGGAUGAUGCCAGCAGCAUCAGUGGCCUGACUGACGUGACGGACUUCACUGACAGCGGGACACUAAUCUCAGAGGACUGCUCCAACAUCAAACUCAACACAGGAGCCAAACUGUACAUGCAGCAAUUCUACGCCAUGUUCCUGAAGAGGGCGCUGUACAGCUGGCGGAACUGGAAGGUGAUGGUGGCACAGUUCUUGGUGCCUCUUAUCUUCACUAUAGUGUCCCUGGUGGUGGCCCGUAGUUUGCCUGGUCAACACAACAGCCCCCAGCUCCCUCUGGCCCUGAGCCGCUACGGCCCUACGACUGUGCCUGUGGCCCUGGACGCCAACGCGGGAACCCUGGCUACAGCACUGGCCGAGGUCUACUCCGCGCAGCUUCCUGCUCAGAGUGCCACACCCACUACCAAUCUAACUGAUUUCUCGGAGUAUGUGCUUUACAACUCUAAGAGGGAGGGCGGAGCCUUCAACGAGCACUGCGUGGUGGGCGCAGCUUUCCGAGGCCGAACCGGCAAGUUCGCUGAGCUCACAGGCUACUUCAACAACCAGGGCUACCACACGUCAGCCACUGCUCUCAUGCUGGUGAACAAUGCACUCUACAGGCUGUUGGCUGGACCCAACGCCUCCAUCCAGGCAGGGAACAAGCCCAUGCCCCGCAACAUGUCUGAGACGGCCCAGAGCCAGCUGUCAGAGGGCCAGACUGGCUUUGCCAUCUCCAUUAACCUCAUGUACGGCAUGGCGUCCCUGGCCAGCACCUUUGCUCUGCUCUUGGUGAGCGAGCGCACCGUGAAGUCCAUGCACGUGCAGCGUGUCAGCGGCGUCUACCUCUCCAACUUCUGGUUCUCCGCUCUGCUCUGGGACCUGAUCAACUUCCUGCUGCCUUGUCUGCUCAUGCUGGUGGUGUUCCAGGCAUUCGCAGUGAAGGCCUUCGUAGAGGAGAAUCACCUGGUGGAUGUGCUGCUGCUGCUGCUGCUCUAUGGCUGGGCCAUCAUCCCCUUCAUGUACCUGCUCAGCUUCCUGUUCUCCAGCGCUGCCACCGCCUACACACGUCUCACCAUCUUCAACAUCAUCAGCGGCACAGCCACCUUCCUGGCCGUCACCAUCAUGACCAUCCCCGAGCUGCACCUCCAGGAGCUUUCGCAUCUGCUGGAUAAAAUCUUCCUGCUGUUCCCCAACUACUGCCUGGGCAUGUCCUUCAGCCAGUUCUACCAGAACUACGAGACCAUCCGAUUCUGCACCACCAGCUUCUUCACGAAGGAAAUCUGCCACUUCUACAACAUAACCUACCAGCUGAACUACUUCUCCAUGGAGGAGCCUGGGGUGGGCCGUUUCCUGGUGGCCAUGUCCCUGCAGGGAGUAGUCUUCCUCGUGCUGCUCUUCGCCAUCGAGCUCCGGUGCGUGCGCGUGCUGCUCAGCAUCUGCAGGAGACACAGGAAGGGUGUGCUGGCUGCAGACGAGGCUCUUCAGCCAGAGGACAGGGAUGUGGCUGAGGAGAGAAAGCGGGUUUUGGAGUGCCAGCCUGUGGUGGAGUCCAUGGUGGGCAGCCCUCUCAUUCUCCAGGAACUCACCAAGGUGUACCCGGGGAGUCAGUCCCUGCUGGCUGUGGACCGCUUGUCCCUGGCUGUUGGGAAGGGGGAGUGUUUUGGCCUGCUGGGUUUCAACGGUGCAGGAAAGACCACCACCUUCAAAAUGCUGACCGGAGACGAGACGGUGACCGCAGGCGACGCCUUCAUUGAUGGCUACAGCAUCCUCCGAGAUGUGAAAAAGGUGCAACAACGGAUCGGCUACUGCCCACAGUUUGACGCGGUGUUGGAUCACAUGACAGGGCGGGAGACGUUGAGCAUGUAUGCCAGGCUCAGAGGCAUCCCGGAGAAGUACGGCUCAGCCUGCGUGGAGAAUGUGCUCCGCUCUCUCCUUCUGGAACCCCACGCGGACAAAUUGGUCCGCAGUUACAGUGGUGGCAACAAAAGGAAACUGAGUGCCGGAAUGGCUCUGAUUGGUGGGCCACCUGUCAUCUUCCUGGACGAGCCAUCCACUGGCAUGGACCCUGUUGCCAGGCGCUUGUUGUGGGAUGCAGUCACACGCACCAGAGAAUCUGGCAAAGCUAUUGUGAUCACCUCACACAGUAUGGAGGAGUGUGAGGCCUUAUGCACUAGGCUGGCUGUGAUGGUCAAUGGGCAGUUCAAGUGUCUGGGUAGCCCACAGCACCUAAAGAGCAAAUUUGGCAGUGGCUACACACUAUUGGCCAAAGUCCAUUUGGAGCCGGAUUUAGAGGAGAUGGAUCUCCAGCUCUUCAAAGACUUCAUUGAGAGCACGUUCCCUGGAAGUUUACUGAAAGAUGAACAUCAAGGGAUGGUACACUACCACUUGACUGACAAAACACUAACCUGGGCUCAGGUGUUUGGGACCCUAGAGGCGGCUAAAGAGAAGUACAGCAUUGAGGACUACUGUGUGAGUCAGAUCUCAUUAGAGCAGGUGUUCCUGAGCUUUGCCCAGUUCCAGCACUGUUCGGAAGGCCAGAAAAAAUGACAACAAGCGGAGAGGUGAACCAGAAUUUUCCUCAUCGUCACCUUGUUGAGGUACAGCCUGGGCUGAGAGAAGCUCCUCUACACACUCAGGUCUCAGACAGUCUCCUCCUCUUCCCCAUUACAUGAACACAAAGGUAUCAGCCACCGUACUGCACUGGAGAUUUACCCACAUGGGAUCUUGGACAGUACCGUGAAGAUCUGAAAGAAGCAUGCAGUUUUGUUUAAAGUGUGUGUGUGUGUGUGUGUGUGUGUGUGAACUGCGUGUUUGUGUGGAAAGGAACAUUAUCCAAACCAAGUAUGACAGUAAGUCUUUGAUGUCACACCUACUGUGUCUUUUUGAGUUUUAGAGACUGUAUCAGUGCUUGGGGCUGGAAGGUGCUUCUUUUUGCAUCAUGGUUGUCAGUGAUGAACUGGGCUGACGGUGUGUGCGCCCUUGUGUGAAGCCAAUUGAGCUCCAUGCUUGAGCUGUGUAUGAUGUUGUUGUUUUCUCCUUUUUUCUUGCUAUAGUCUUAAAUUUGAAGAUAUCUACUGAAAAAUGGUUACUAAAUCAGAAAAAAAUCCAAUAAAACAAUAACUGAAGUACUUACAAACUUAGUCUCACUGAGCGUUGUAAAAUGUUAAGGAAUAUUUUCUGUUCACCCAUGUAUGUAAAAGCAAGUAGCAUUGCUACAAAUAUAGUGUAUUAUAUUCAUAGCAAUGUAGCUGUUUGCUUUCGGAAAAAAAUGGAGUUAUUUUAACUUUCAUGAAGAGAUAUGCACAAAUAUGCAUGUGGAAAUUUAAUGUUCUCUUAUCCCUACUACAUUAUUGCACAUAUAUUUGUCUCCACUAGUAACAUUUUUCUAAAGAAGCAGUCAUUUUGAUAGUCAGUUUUCCAUAUUCUUGAGAUAAAGUACAGGUAAUACUGGUAGUGAAUAUUACUUUUUCCUAUUUAGUCAGGCCAAUUAACUGAAUUGGAGUGAGUUUCCAAAAAUGUGCUGUAGUUUAUCACAUGACAAUAGACUGAGAAAUGCUCUAAGCACUCUAAUGUUUAAUAUUAAAAACACAAUGCUUUUGGGAAACUGCUAUGUGAAAAAUGACCACAGUUUAAACCAGGUGCUACUCUUUCAGCUGUUAAGACAUCAUGCGUGGUUCCUCUCACUAUGUUCUGUUUUGUGAGCCUUAAGUAUGUAAGGGAGCGUACCAUAUGUGGGAAAGGGAAUGUACAAUCUGUGUGUUGUGUGUCUGUGUCACAAUGGCUGAACAUGCUGUUCAAAUGACAGUCUUUCAACUGACACUGUACAGAUAUAUUUGUAACAUGUAUAGCUAGCUGUCUUGUUCAUUGUUGAUAGCAGUGGAAAGGCAAUUUUCUUUUUUUUUGGUGGGGGGUGUAACAACAUAAAUGCACUGUUACGAUGCAUAUACACCACUUGUGAAUGUUAUUUCAGUGUAGUUUCACAGCAUAAUUCUGACCAGCUGAAGCAGUUCUGGCAUGUGAGAGGUGCACUACUGAUAUGGACCGAUCUGUUUGGCCUGCUUCCAUCCUGCAAGAGCCUCAGUAAUGAUUUUAUGCUCUCCAUCUUAAAAAUCAAUCUAAUGAAAAAUGUUCUAAUGAAUUAAGACUUGUGAUUGUAGAUAAAUGCCUUUUGUCCAAAGCUUCUACUGUGCACUCACUAAUUUUUGUGACUGGACUGGUUCCCUCCUAAUGUACUGACUAGUUUUGUGAGGUAUCGGCUCAUAUUUUAAUGUCUAACUCAUUCUGAGGCAUGAGUUAGUAAAUCUUAGAACAUAUGACACAAUCUCUAUUUUGUGUGAAACUGGUUAAACACCACUACUGUUUCACUGACCAUAACAUAAGACUGUGGAGGGGAUUUUGGUUGGUGUCAGGGGUUAUGAGCUCUAUCCAUUGUUUGAUUCAGUAAUAGUGGAAAGUGCCACCCCCUCAAGGACAGUCCUCCAGUUCUCUAAUGGUGAGAAACAAACUGUGUUUUGGUUUUUGUUUUUACUUCUCAUUCAUUAUUUGUUUUUUCUUUCUCAUUUGUGUGUUUGCACAAUAUACUAACUUUAAUAUUUGAGCUGCUUUUUGGGGGAAAACAGCUUUCUCAUUUUUGAGGUAAGAGGAUAUGAAAGUGAACUUGAAACUGUUUUAAGGUCAUGGCAAUGUUGAAAAAUGUACCAUGAAGGGAAAAGGGAAUUGUGGUUCUGUGUACUGUUUUACUGAAUUAACCUUGUCUAAUAUGUAUGUAUUGCUGUUUUCUUCUUUCUUUUUUAAUUAAACCUGCCUUAUGUAAA